Messenger RNA from Ilyonectria robusta, 2157 nucleotides. Its product is annotated as Alpha/Beta hydrolase protein. Gene Ontology annotation, molecular function: dipeptidyl-peptidase activity. NCBI's taxonomy places the organism in Eukaryota, Fungi, Ascomycota, Sordariomycetes, Hypocreales, Nectriaceae. The coding region runs from base 1 to 2157 and encodes 718 amino acids. The record is from RefSeq and is a predicted model, not a curated record. The transcript is spliced from 3 exons.
AUGACUCUAACUGGAGUUUUUGUUGACGUGGUUGGUCUUUCCUAUAAGACUGGUGGUGUCAUUGGGAAAACGACUGUUCAUUCGGAAUUUUCGUAUAACCCCGGCGAAGAGGUGACAUUCUCUAUUGGCAAUGUUGUACUGGGCUCCUGUGUGGGAAAGUCCUUGGUCACUGUCUCUGACUUGGUCUCCGUUGACAUCCCAACCUUUGACCCCCGCCUGGUUAAUCGAGCUCGAUUACUCUUCAGCCUGACGCCGGGUCAAGGGUUCGAACAAGGCAUCAAAAUUGACCAGAAGGUCGAGGAAACCAUCGGCAAAUACGCGCAGGAGAUCAAUUUGGACUCCGAGGACCUGUCGUCGCUUGAUGGUCCCCUGGGAAAGAUCUGUAACGAGCUCGGUCUCCGCCCAAAAUCGGUGCCUCAUGCCCGGAACCAUCUGCGCCGGGAAACAGCCGGGUUUAAGGUUCUGCGAGAUCUUCAGAUCCCUUCUCCCAAUGGCGGAUACAUCCUCGCCGAUGUAUAUCUCCCAUUACAACCCAGGAAGAAGUUUCCAGUCCUUCUUAGCUGUACGCUCUACGGACGACGAGUUCCCUGGAGUGGUCCAGAUAUUGAGGAUGAGCAGGAUAUCAUGAGGUUUGAGAGGGCGGAAGAUCACUGGCACUCGACUCCUGAAGGAGUUGAGGUCGACUUGCAUGAUGCAGGCCCCUGGUUGGGCUUUUUCCCGACACAAAGAGGCUUCGAGAACAUUGCCACUUUUAACACCUUUAGCUAUGUACCCCACGGCUACGCUAUGGUCAAGAUCGACCCCAAGGGUGUCUCCCAGACACCCGGUACAAGAUGGGCUCCUGGAGACCUGCCUGAUGACUUCUUGGCGGCGGUGGAGUGGUCAGUCAAGCAGCCGUGGAGCAAUGGCAAUGCCGGCCUAGUCGGAAGCUCUUACGGAGCAAAUACCCAGUGGGCAGUAGCAGGAGCUAAGCCAAAGGGUUUAAAAUGCUUUGUGCCCUAUGCAACCGACAUCGACUCGUACCGCGAGGCCGCAAAUAUUGGCGGCAUUCCAUCAAUCCGGUAUCUGAAGAAUUGGUUCGCGCGAGUUCGCGAGGUGUCACCUAAGUGGAAGGAUUCCAUGGACGUGGAAGCUCUGAUGGAGGCCAACGAGACGUACAGCAAAUUCUGGGAGAUGCUCGACAGCAGUACAGAAGCGUCGAUCGACAUCCCAUGCUUCCUGGCAGCAUCUCAGAUCUUCAUGAUCCAUGGAAGGGGUGCUUUUGAAGCGUGGAUGGCCCGACGUCCUGAGAACACGCAUCUCCAGCUGGUUGAUUCCAACUACUAUUCGUGGCCGAGCCGGGAAUCUUCCACCAAGAUUAUGCAGUUUCUGGACCGUUAUCUCAAAGGAGAAGAGACCCUGGCGCCUGAACGGGUUGGUAUCCAGAUGAGGCUUGGCAAUCGAGACUGGUAUUGGCGCACUGAGCAAAGUUGGCCGGUUCCCGGAACAAAAUACACGAACUGGCAUCUUACUCCUGAUGGUGGCUUGUCGUCUACACCCCUGGAAAAGGGAACGCCAGAGACUCGACUCGCAUACUCAGCGAGGGCGCCUUCGGUAGGCAGAUCCGGUGUGAGCUUCCACUCUCCUGCGUUCACGGAAGACGUUGAUCUCGCGGGACAUUUCGUUGCAGUGUUGAGUGUCUCUUCAACCGCAGCCGAUGCUGACGUUACUGCCCUUCUCUGGGCUGUUGAUGAGACAGGGACUGUUGUCAGCUACGGAGCUUCCAGCGAUGACCCCGAGCCGGUUGCGAAAGGUUUCUUGCGUGUCAGCCAUCGCCAUACAGAUCCAGAGCUAUCACUUCCCUGGAGGCCUUGGCACACCCACCUGAAGGAGCAUCUUGGACCACUCCGUGGAGCGGAAGAUGUUGUGGAAAUCGCCAUCGAGAUUCUGCCAGCAGCUGCCAGAGUCCGCAAGGGUUGGAAGUUGCGACUGGACGUUUGCCCUUCUGAAGAUCAGCCCAACAUCCCUGGCUACAAAUCCCCUGGUAUGCGACUCUGGUAUGGCGAAACUCAUGGCGAAGAAGACCAGAACGCAAUUCAUAUUGGAGGUGGGCGGACGAACUACAUCCUGUGCCCCGUGGUACCAGAGCGUAAUAAUUAUCCUAACUACAUUGUUUAG